Molecule: messenger RNA, 1149 nt
Organism: Plasmodium berghei ANKA
Lineage: Eukaryota; Apicomplexa; Aconoidasida; Haemosporida; Plasmodiidae
Product: fam-a protein
Exons: 6
Coding region: 1-1149 (382 amino acids)
Source: RefSeq, a predicted model, not a curated record
AUGAAUAAAUUUUAUAUUAAAAUUUUUUUUUUUCUUAUAAGCAUCUUCGUAUAUGUGGACAAUAAAUCCUUUGCAACUGCGCGUGAUUUACGCGAUGAUUCUUUAGAGCAUGCUUUAAAGAUAGACAAAUUUAUGAAAAAUAAUAAUCUUAUAACGGAAUCGUAUCCAGAUAUAGAUGUUCUAAUCAAAUCAAAUAUAGCCCCAAUUGACUUGAUAAAAACUGUCAAAAAUAAUGUUACCCCAGACAAAGAAUAUUUAGAUAAUCUUAUUCCAGACAAAGAAUAUUUAGAUAAUCUUAUUCCAGACAAAGAAUAUUUAGAUAAUCUUAUUCCAGACAAAGAAUAUUUAGAUAAUCUUAUUCCAGACAAAGAAUAUUUAGAUAAUCUUAUUCCAGACAAAGAAUAUCUAGAUAAUCUUAUUCCAGACAAAGAAUAUUUAGAUAAUCUUAUUCCAGACAAAGAAUAUUUAGAUAAUCUUAUUCCAGACAAAGAAUAUCUAGAUAAUCUUAUUCCAGACAAAGAAUAUUUAGAUAAUCUUAUUCCAAAUAAAGAUGCUCAAGAGUUUGAAAAUCAUGAAAAUCGAGACUUACUAUCGUGUACUGAUUAUGAAGAAGCUAAAAAAGCAUCAGAAAUUAUGUGCGAUUGUAAUCAAAUAGUAAAAAUGUUAUAUGAACCCAAGGAUUUAUAUGGUUUCGGUUCCAAUGAUAGUAAAGUUUUAUUUAUACCAAGAAUUGUCCUCAAACACAAUUCAAAUUUGGUACUGAUACAAAAAUAUAGCGUCACACCAUUCCAUAAAUAUAAUUUUGGGUUAUUUACAAUAGCUGAAGAAUCGAAUACAACAUUUUUUGCCAAUACAUCGAUAAAUAUAAAUGACGAAACCAGUGCCAAUAAAAAAAAGGGCAAAAAAGGUGUAAACUUUCUCAAUGAUCAUAUUGAUUUUGACGAUAUUAUUAGACAGAUAGUAUUAAAAAAUAUGUUUGCUAAUUUUUUCGGAUUUAUUAUCACAAAAGAAUACGAUCACGUUGGUGUUACCUAUGUCGAAUCCAACCGACAUGAUAAAUCCUAUCCAAAAAAUUAUGAUAAGAUAAAACGUAGAGCACAAAAUAUGUUAAAUUUAAUGUACAUAUUGCUAUAUGGAUUUAAAGGUUAA